Annulohypoxylon truncatum is the source of this 955-nucleotide messenger RNA. RefSeq names its product ribosomal protein L14-domain-containing protein. NCBI's taxonomy places the organism in Eukaryota, Fungi, Ascomycota, Sordariomycetes, Xylariales, Hypoxylaceae. Bases 83 to 526 code for a protein of 147 amino acids. The record is from RefSeq and is a predicted model, not a curated record. The transcript is spliced from 4 exons. Gene Ontology annotation, biological process: translation; ribosomal large subunit biogenesis. Gene Ontology annotation, molecular function: structural constituent of ribosome; RNA binding. Gene Ontology annotation, cellular component: ribosome; cytosolic large ribosomal subunit.
GCAAGUGUGCGCGACUCUCCAAGAAAAGUUCAAGGUAGGAGGACCCAACACUACGACAUCACCAAACUCACACUUGGUCAAAAUGGGUGACGCAACGAUCGAAUCCCCCGAAUGGCGCAAGGUCGAGGUCGGCCGCGUCGUCCUCGUCCAGGGCAGCAGCCCUUACGCCGGAAGGCUCGCAGCCAUCGUCGAGAUCAUUGACCACAAGCGCGCUCUGGUUGAUGGACCUUCCGCAGACCCCAAGCUGGUCGUCCCCAGACAAGCCAUCUCCUUCGUCGAUGUGCUAUUGUCCGACCUGAAGAUCGAGAAGUUGCCGCGUGCCGUGCGAACGGGAACCCUGAAGGCGGCGUGGGAGAAGGCGGAGAUCGACGCCAAAUGGAAGGAGAGCAAGUGGGCGAAGCGAAAGGACCAGACCGAACGAAGAAAGGCGCUCACCGACUUCGACCGAUUCAAGGUCUUGCGACUCAAGAAGCAACGACGAUUUGAGGAGCGAAAGGCCUUGGCCAAGGUCAAGGCAUCCGCGUGAAAGGGAGGGAAUGACAAAUGAUUCUGGUAAAACGGUCUCUUUCAAGUAGAGCGGAAGGUAGUCUACGGAUCUGAUCUGCAUGAAACAACAAACACAUCACACAUAUUGGCAUGGGGUUGCUGGGUUUCUUCUGCUUCGUCUGGCAAGACCUGUAUGUCACUCAUAAAUUCUCCAUGAGGUGACCGGCGUCAAUGAAAGGGAAAUUCACAACAACUCAAGAAACCGAAACUGACAUGUGCCUUCAUGAUUAUUUCCUUUCCCUCCCUCUCGUACGAGUUUGAAAUGUCUGCUAUUUCUAUACCAGCGUGCCACCUGCACUAGAGAUUCAUUCAUGUCCUUAUUUACUACUGCUUAGCGUAUGAAAUAUCUGGAUGCACAGUAAAAGAAUCCGAGGCAAGAGGUACCUAUGAUGUACGUGGAUGUAGGUAG